AUGUCUUUGUGCUUAAGAUUUGGUGCCACAUCGCUCGUGGCGCCACCCACACUCGGCCUCGUGCUUCCCCGCCUACCUUCACUCAGGCUGCUUUUCCCACAAAAACCGCAAAUCUCGAUAGACCCCAGACUCGAAGAGUUGAAGAGACAGAUUGAAGAGGACGGAGAAGCACCUUUUAUAAUCGACAACGGCAUGAUUUUGAGAGCUGCUCCAAAAAAGAGAACGUCUCAUCGCAGAAGAAGAGAGAAAUUGUACGCCUCUGGCGACAAGAAGAUCAAGCCUUUGGAGAACUUGGUCAGAUGUCCAGCAUGUGGUCACGUCAAGCGUUCCCACUUCAUGUGCAUGCACUGUUUUGCCGAGAUCAAGACGUUUUUGAAGGAGAAGAAGAAGGCAUUGUUCCCUGAGCCCAAGAACCCCCAGCAGGACUUGGACCCUGUGGAUGAGAGACUCGUUUAUCCUGCCAGAAAGCUCAAGAGAGACGAGUUGGAGAUCAAGAAGAAGGACUGGGUUCCUCAGAGAGAGGAGCCUUUGAUGUACAGCAAAGAGCACACGCGGAAGAGGUACUAA
Molecule: messenger RNA, 567 nt
Organism: Candidozyma duobushaemuli
Lineage: Eukaryota; Fungi; Ascomycota; Pichiomycetes; Serinales; Metschnikowiaceae
Product: mitochondrial 54S ribosomal protein bL32m
Exons: 1
Coding region: 1-567 (188 amino acids)
Biological process (GO): translation
Cellular component (GO): mitochondrial large ribosomal subunit
Molecular function (GO): structural constituent of ribosome
Source: RefSeq, a predicted model, not a curated record